AUGUCACAAAUCGACCAUGUGGUGAGAGGGAUCUUCUCCCUUUGGAGCCCCGCCCCUUUGGAGCCCUGCCCUGUUGGAGCCCCGCCCCUUUGGAGCCCCGCCCCUUUGGAGCCCUGCCCCUUUGGAGCCCUGCCCUGUUGGAGCCCUGCCCCUUUGGAGCCCUGCCCCUUUGGAGCCCCGCCGCUUUGGAGCCCCCCCCCCCCCAACCCCUUUGGAGCCCCGCCCCUUUGGAGCCCCGCCCCUUUGGACCCCCCCCCCCCCAUCCCCUUUGGAGCCCUGCCCCUUUGGAGCCCUGCCCCUUUGGAGCCCCGCCCCUUUGGAGCCCCGCCCCUUUGGAGUCCUGCCCUGUUGGAGCCCUGCCCCUUUGGAGCCCUGCCCCUUUGGAGCCCUGCCCUGUUGGAGCCCUGCCCUGUUGGAGCCCUGCCCCUUUGGAGCCCCGCCCCUUUGGAGCCCCGCCCUUUGGAGUCCUGCCCUGUUGGAGCCCUGCCCCUUUGGACCCCUGCCCCUUUGGAGUCCUGCCCUGUUGGAGCCCUGCCCCUUUGGAACCCCGCCCCUUUGGAGCCCUGCCCCUUUGGACCCUGGAGCCCCGCCCCUAUGGACCCCCCCCCAACCCCUUUGGAGCCCUGCCCCUUUGGACCCCCCCCCCCAACCCCUUUGGAGCCCUGCCCCUUUCGAGCCCCACCCCUUUGGAACCCCCGCCCCUUUGAAGCCCCGCCCCUUUGGAACCCCGCCCCUUUGGAGCCCUGCCCCUUUGAGGGUCACCUCAGCGUUGCCAAUGUGUGA
Molecule: messenger RNA, 783 nt
Organism: Penaeus monodon (black tiger shrimp)
Lineage: Eukaryota; Metazoa; Arthropoda; Malacostraca; Decapoda; Penaeidae
Product: extensin-like
Exons: 2
Coding region: 1-783 (260 amino acids)
Source: RefSeq, a predicted model, not a curated record